AGACUUUUAAUUAAUAAAUACAAUUUUGUAACCAGAAUUAUUAAAAAUAGUAAUCAUAACUUUAUAAAUUGGAAACAAACAUGAACUGGUUUUAUAUAUCAAUAGCCAGUUAAAGAAUAUAUUCGAACCGUCCACAACAUUACCUGCAAAAACCAGCAAAAGACGUAACAUUUACCACCAGUACCUGGUGCUUUUUAAAAGAAACCCCUGAAAAAAAUCCCCUACAUACACAUCACUAAAUUAUAAUAAACAUAUUUUUUGUAGAAAAUAUGCUACAAAAGGAUUUAAAUUUUUUAAAAAUUUAUAUACAAUACAAUUAAAUUAAAAUAAUAACAGGAACUAAAAUUGUUAAAAAAGUUAUACCACUUAAAAGUGGUAUUGAAACCAAACAAGAAAGCAUUUUUGUGCAUGCUUUAAAAUCUACGGAAAAUUUUAAAUAGUUUUAUUUAAAAUUAUAUUUUCCUUAUAUAUUCGAAGAGAUUAAUUAGAAAAGAUUGCUUGACAUAAGUGAAAAGAACGUUGAACGUUAAAUAUUGCCAAGAUGGGUCGGAAGAAAAUUCAAAUAUCACGCAUCACAGAUGAACGUAAUCGACAGGUGACAUUCAAUAAACGUAAAUUUGGUGUUAUGAAAAAGGCCUACGAAUUGUCGGUAUUAUGUGACUGUGAAAUAGCCCUAAUCAUCUUUUCGUCCAGUAAUAAAUUAUAUCAAUAUGCCAGUACCGAUAUGGAUAAAGUUUUACUCAAAUAUACAGAAUAUAAUGAACCCCACGAAUCAUUAACUAAUAAAAAUAUUAUAGAGAAGGAAAACAAAAAUGGUGUCAUGUCACCCGACUCACCCGAACCAGAAGCCGAUUAUACACUAACGCCCCGUACCGAAGCCAAAUACAAUAAGAUCGAUGAAGAAUUUCAAUUGAUGAUGCAUCGUACACAGAUGGCCGGUGGUGCAACAUCAGCCCGUAAUAUGACAAAUGCCAAUUAUACGUUGCCAGUAUCGGUGCCAGUAGCGGGUGCCUACGGUGAUAAUAUGCUACAGACGAGUCCACAAAUGUCCCACACAAAUAUUAGUCCACGACCAUCGAGUUCGGAAACGGAUUCAGUUUAUCCAUCUGGUUCAAUGUUGGAGAUGUCCAAUGGUUAUCCUCAUUCACAUUCGCCGCUUGUUGGUUCUCCCAGUCCGGGUCCAAGUCCUGGUAUAGCUCAUCAAUUAAGCCAUAAACAACAAUCACCGGGCAGUCAAAAUGGUAGAGCUUCCAAUUUACGUGUGGUUAUACCAGCGCCAUCCAUUGCUCAAAAUAUGUCCACCACAGAUGAGCUGGCAUAUGGAGAUCGUCACAAUCAAACAUCUUUAAAUACUCCUGUGAUGACAUUACAAACACCCAUACCAGCGCUUCAAGGUUAUCCUUUUGUACCACAAGAUUUCUCUAUGAGUACGUCCGAUGUCAUGAGUCUGCCCUCGUGGAGUACGCAUCAGGGUUUGGUACAUCAAUCGGGAAUAUCCCAUUUAUCGGUAUCAAAUAGUACACCACCACCUGCCACCUCUCCCGUCAAUAUUAAAGUCAAAUCCGAGCCUCAAUCUCCGCCGCGUGAUCUCUCUGGUGGCCAUCAUCAGCAAAAUAGCAAUGGCUCUUCUCACACCAACACAAAUGCUGCUAAUGCCAAUGGCAGUGGCGCCAAUAAUCACUCCAAUUUGGGUUCUAAUAAUCUAAAUAAUUCUCUGUCUAUUAGUACGCAUGGUUUAGGUGUGGGCGGCGGCGGCGGUUCAGUGGGUGUUAUAGCGGGUACUAGUCCUGGUGGUGCUGGUGGUGGAGCUGGUAGUGGCGGUGGUGGUGCUUCAAAUUCUUCCUCGACUUCUAACGGUUCGGCCAAUGAUCAGGCCACCAAUUUAAGUGUUUUAAAUCAUACCCAGCAACAUUUGGUCAUGGCUGGCUCAAGACCAUCCUCAACGGGUCAUUUAACACCGACGCCUGGCAUAGAUAAAUAUGAAGGUUAUCCCUAUCGGUCACAACUGGGUCAGAAUUCUAGAUUAUGGAAUUUUGGUUCAGUGACGCCCAGUAAUAUACCCUCACCCGAUAUGCGUUUAAAUGACAUGCAAAAAGCGGUUAGUCAGCAACAGCAACAACAACAGCAGCAGCAUCAACAGCAGCAGCAACAACAACAACAACAGCAAUUAAGUGACUAUGAUGGUUCUAAUCAGGCACAUAAAAGGCCCAGAAUAUCGGGCGGCUGGACAACAUAGCCAAAUGAAAAUAAUAGUAAUAAUAAUAAUAAUAGUAA
Lucilia sericata (common green bottle fly) is the source of this 2274-nucleotide messenger RNA. It is a transcript of the gene Mef2, whose product is annotated as myocyte-specific enhancer factor 2. Gene Ontology annotation, biological process: cell differentiation; positive regulation of transcription by RNA polymerase II. Gene Ontology annotation, molecular function: histone deacetylase binding; RNA polymerase II cis-regulatory region sequence-specific DNA binding; protein dimerization activity. NCBI's taxonomy places the organism in Eukaryota, Metazoa, Arthropoda, Insecta, Diptera, Calliphoridae. The record is from RefSeq and is a predicted model, not a curated record.